AUGGGAUUUACAACUGCUUGGAAGAGGCUUUCGCCUUCCCAACUUAACAUUGCUAUCCAAGCAUUCGCUCUGAUCUCAAUCUUCUUCGAGGGUUAUGAUCAGGGUGUUAUGGGUGGUGUCAAUGCAUCGCCAAACUAUGUCACUGAGGUCAAGAUUGGUCUUCCCAAUGGCACCGUGACGAAUACCACCAAGCAGGGUGGAAUCGUCAGCAUUUAUUAUCUUGGUGCUAUUGUUGGUUGCUUCGUUGGUGGUUGGGCCGCCGAUCGCAUUGGAAGAAUCAACGGACUUUUCUACGGUGCUAUCUUCGCUCUUGUAGGAGGCGCCCUGCAAGCGGCCACCCAGGGCUCGGACUUCAUUUUGGUCGCACGCGUGGUGACAGGUCUCGGCACAGGAGCGCUGACUGGUAUCACUCCCGUCCUUGUCUCCGAAGUCUCAAGCGCUGAACACCGCGGUGGCUUUCUGGGUUAUGUCUUUAUUGCAAAUUACCUUGGUAUCUCGGUAGCCUACUGGCUUGAUUUUGGACUUUCAUUUGUCAACCAUGGAUACUCUGCCCUACGAUGGCGCUUCCUCCUCGCUUUCCAAUGCGUGCCCGCACUUCUCCUCCUCGCAGGCAUCAAGAUGUUGCCUGACUCCCCUCGCUACCUUGCAUCGGUGGGUAGAAACGACGAAGCCCGGGAAGUUCUCGAUCGCGUUCGUGGAUCUACAAACCCUGAAGCCGUCGAGAAAGAAUUCAACGAAAUUAUGGCUAUGGCCGAGGACACCAAGCCUGCUUCUCCGAUCGAGUUCAUCAAAAUUCUGUUUGGACUCGACAAGAGUCAGGGCGCUCAUCUGGGUCGCAGAGCUUGGCUGUGUAUCUGGUUGCAGAUUAUGGCCUCGUGGACUGGCAUUACCGCUGUGACUGCCUACAGUCCGGUCUUGCUCAAGCAGGCUGGCUAUUCGACAAUCAAGCAAAACGGACUUGCAGGAGGUCUCAACACCAUCGGAAUCAUCGGGACAAUCAUCUCUGCUCAGAUCGUCGACAGAUUCGGCAGACGCAAGUGUUUGAUGUGGGGAGCUGCUGGUUUGUUUGCUGUAAACUUAAUCGCUGCCUCGCUCUACGAAGCUUCCCGCCACGACCCUUCCAAAGCCGCUAGCAUCGCACCUGCCGCCGUAACCAUGCUCUUCCUCUUCAACCUUGUCUACGCAUCCACUUGGGGCACUGUCGCCUUCCUUAUACCCACGGAAAUCUUCCCAAGCAGAAUGAGAGCUCAAGGCAACGGAUUUGGUAUCACCGGCUGGGCCAUUGGUGUAGGUUGGACUGUUCUUGUCAACCCGAUUCUGUUCGAACACAUUGAGAGCCGCACUUACUUCCUCUUUGCCGCACUGAACUUCAUCUGGGUUAUGAUUGUCUUCCUGAUAUAUCCAGAGACGGCUGGUCGCUCUCUCGAGUCCAUCGAAGCCAUGUUCACAACCUCGCCCUUCUACUGGCACAUGGAAAAGGCAUAUGCCGAGAACAAAGACAUGUUUGCCAACACCCACAAGCAUGGUAUCGAAGGAAUCGACUUGGCUAAGGAGAAACAGAUCGAUUGUGCGCAUGAAGAGAUGUCAUAUGCGUGA
Molecule: messenger RNA, 1596 nt
Organism: Aureobasidium namibiae CBS 147.97
Lineage: Eukaryota; Fungi; Ascomycota; Dothideomycetes; Dothideales; Saccotheciaceae
Product: hexose carrier protein
Exons: 8
Coding region: 1-1596 (531 amino acids)
Biological process (GO): transmembrane transport; carbohydrate transport
Cellular component (GO): membrane
Molecular function (GO): carbohydrate:proton symporter activity
Source: RefSeq, a predicted model, not a curated record